AUGGCCUCAACUUUUGCAGGGGCGGAGGCGGACAGUGGCACAUCCGUCGUGAUGUGUUUGUUCUUUCUCUUGCUCAUGGGCCUUGGAGUGAUCGGUGCCAUGGCCUAUGGGGUGAUCCUCCAUGUUGCACGUGGGCGCCGGAAGCCCUGGCACUUCUUCCUUUCCCACCAGAAGAGCACCUCGGGGUCUCUGGCGCGGCUCCUGAAGAUUCAGCUGCUGAAGAGAAGCUCUCGUUUCACGACCUUCAUGGACACAGACAACCUGCGUGACCUCACAGAGCUCUUCGGCUUUGUGCGGGACACCCAUACCUUC
This is a messenger RNA of Symbiodinium necroappetens, 312 nucleotides long. NCBI's taxonomy places the organism in Eukaryota, Dinophyceae, Suessiales, Symbiodiniaceae. The record is from the annotation of a GenBank genome assembly.